Molecule: messenger RNA, 6993 nt
Organism: Leptidea sinapis
Lineage: Eukaryota; Metazoa; Arthropoda; Insecta; Lepidoptera; Pieridae
Gene: heph
Product: polypyrimidine tract-binding protein 2
Exons: 18
Coding region: 963-2696 (577 amino acids)
Biological process (GO): mRNA processing; regulation of RNA splicing
Cellular component (GO): nucleus
Molecular function (GO): mRNA binding
Source: RefSeq, a predicted model, not a curated record
GCUCAGCAGGAGUGUCGGACGCCCGGCUUCGUAGACGCCGACUUUAGUAUUCUUCGUUUAUUUUCUUUUCUAUUCGUUUCAUUUGUCGCUCAGACCUUUUGCCUCCACAAACAAGUAAUAAUUUGACUUUAUAAGUGUAACAAGUGCCGUAGUGUUCGCUGGUUAUUUGUUCUGACAGUGUCACGUGGAGUAUCAUUUUUGUUUUACCGGUUCCGGAGUAUUCAACUGUUUAUUAGCAGUGACCUUCACUUACCACAGGUAGAGCCGGCGAAACGUCUAGGAGACGCCUCAGUUUUAUUGGUAUCUUCGUAAUAACAAGCAUUUGUGGAUACUAUACACAUUGUUCUACGAAUACACAGUUUUCUUGUUAGAAAGUGACAAACAUAACACGUAUAUGCAACGGAAAACUAAGUAAAAGACUCCAAAGUGUUAUCAAGUGAAGUCAAAAAGUGUGUGCAACUUAAAAUAUAACCUUGUUCGAAAUUGGCGCGUGUUUUGGAGCAUGCGCAGUUAACACAUUGUUUCUAUAAUUCAGUUUAAUUAACAAACAAAAUAAGUGUAGUGUGGCUUGUGUAUAAGUUCAAUGUUAAUAAAGUGAUUUCUUGUGAUUCAAUAACAUAAACUACAAGAUAAGUUUUUUUGGAUUUCAAACCUUAACGUACACCUGUGGGAUUUUUGUUUCUACCUGCGCGCGCAUUCUGUUAUUGAGACCGUGGCAGCUAUGAUGUCCUGUCCUCUCCCACUUCCGCUGAUGUCAGCGCUGCACCCUCAACCUGCAUUAGCAUCAGACUUUCCUGUACACAUUGGAAUCAAGGGCCCGAUUUUAUCCUGAACUACGCCAGAAGAGAGUAAAAUAAAAUCUUGCAUGAGGCGUGCUUAAGCAUAAGUGGUAAAAAUAACGCUCGGAAUAAAAUACGGAUUUGGCAUCCCCUUUCUUCCAGGCGACACUCCCAUUUCGUGAAAUGGUCAAGGUGAGUGAAUCUUCACUACUUGAGUGCAGCAACGGUCGCUACACAGCGUCCGAAACGAGGGGCUCUGACGAGCUUCUUGCGCAGAGUGGUGUCACCGUGAUGGCGCCCGCAGCGCCCCACCACGCUGACAAUAACAACCAGGAUUCUGCUGCUAAAAAAGUAAAACUCGAACAGAAUGUCGGUAAGCCGUCCAGGGUGAUACACAUACGGAAUAUACCGAAUGAGACGACGGAGGCAGAGAUCAUACAGCUGGGGCUGCCGUUCGGACGAGUCACCAAUGUGCUCGUACUCAAGGGAAAGAACCAAGCUUUCUUGGAGAUGGCGGAGGAGAUAUCAGCGGUCGCAAUGGUGGCUUACUUCGGCGGCUGUGUCGCUCAGCUCCGUGGUCGCGCCGUCUACGUUCAGUUCUCUAACCACAAGGAGCUGAAAACCGACCAAACUCACAGCAAUGCGUCUGCCUCAGCACAAGCCGCGCUCCAAGCAGCUCAAGUGAUCUCGAACACUGCAGGGGCUGCUAUCGUCGCAGGCACCGGGGCCGCUCUACAACCCGCUAAUGGGGGCACUGAAAUACAGGGCGGACCAAACACAGUGCUGCGUGUGAUCAUCGAGCACAUGUUGUAUCCCAUCGUGCUCGAUAUAUUGUACUCUAUUUUCCAACGCUACGGAAAAGUGCUCAAGAUUGUAACAUUCACCAAGAACAAUACGUUCCAAGCUUUAAUUCAAUAUCCAGACACUGGAUCAGCGCAAAUGGCGAAAACGGCACUCGACGGCCAGAACAUCUACAACGGAUGCUGCACCCUCCGCAUCGACUAUUCCAAGAUGACUUGCCUGAACGUGAAGUACAACAACGACAAGUCGAGAGACUACACCAACCCCACACUGCCCUCGGGCGAUGGUGACACCCACCAGCUGUUGACCAGUGAGUUGAUGUCACUGCGAACUCGAAUCGCCCUGGGCCUCGCAUCCGGGAAGAGUGGUGGUGUCUUGGCACCUCCGUUCUUAGGUCUGGGAUCGGGACUGGCUUCGCCAUACGGCGUUGGUGUCGGUGGAGUGGGUUUGCCAGCUUUUGGGGCUCUCACCUUGACCCCGGCAUCGCCAGCCCUUCGAGCAUUGGCCGCUCCGCCGCUACCCCUUGCUACUGUCCUCCUAGUAUCAAACCUGAACGAAGAGAUGGUCACGCCUGACGCUCUCUUUACCCUUUUCGGCGUGUAUGGUGAUGUGCAGAGAGUGAAGAUCCUUUACAACAAAAAAGAUUCAGCCCUAAUUCAGAUGGCGGAACCUCACCAGGCCCAUUUAGCCAUGACACACAUGGACAAGCUGCGAGUGUUCGGGAAGGCGAUGCGUGUGAUGCUGAGCAAGCACCAGACCGUUCAGCUGCCCAAGGAGGGACAACCAGACGCUGGACUUACACGUGACUAUUCUCAAAGUCCGCUGCACAGAUUCAAGAAGCCAGGAAGCAAGAACUAUCAGAAUAUUUACCCACCAAGCGCUACCCUCCAUCUCUCUAACAUACCAGCCACGGUUGCUGAGGAUGAAAUCAAGGAGGCGUUCGCUAAACGUGGCUUUACAAUUAAAGCGUUCAAGUUCUUCCCGAAGGAUCGUAAAAUGGCUCUUGUGCAGCUGCCCUCCAUCGACGACGCUGUCGCCGCUCUCAUCAAGAUGCACAACUACCAACUCUCAGAGUCCAAUCAUCUCAGAGUUUCCUUCUCCAAAUCAAGUAUUUAAAGUAUCCCACACACUCCCUAAGGAAUAUCACACGUUGGUCGCGUUUCGCCCUAAUUAGAGAUAACGCAUCAGAUUUUGUUGCCAUCUUGGCUGAAAUGUAAUUGUUUUGACAUAAAUUUGUUUUGUAAUUGCAACAAAAUUUGAUGAUCGGCGAACGCGCGACUGUACCUCUCUCAUACUCGACAACUUGACUCGACUGAAUUAUAUUGUAUCUUCAUUACGCUUACUUGGAACAGUUAAGAGGUUAAGUGCUACUCUACUUCCCUAGUGUUACGUCUUUAGGGUAGCGACAUCUAACGGCAGCUCCUAGUACUAACUCACUAUUUUUAUCUACCCUCAUCUAGCUAUGAUUUGUAAAAGAGAGUAUUUAUAUUUGGUGUGGUAUUUCAUUCCGUGUAUAUUAUUGAUAUUCUUUUAUUUUUUUACAUAGAUAUUAUACUUUCCAAGUGAUUUUUCGAUAAUUUCUUUCGAUGAUGCAGAUCGCAAUGUGAUUGCGUUACAGUUAUUUGCAAACUACAAGGAUCAUAGGCAAUGUUAAACAUUGCACUCGUUACGCCCGUGUUUCUAUUUCGCAUUAUAUUAUAUUUUAUUCAUAACACGUUGAGGCCACGUAUCAACAUAUUAUGUUUGAUGUCACAUAUUAUAAUUUGCAGUUAUCACUGUAAAAUAGUUUAUUAACAUAUUUAUCUAUUUCAAUGUGCACAAUUGAUUAAUGCAUUUUUAAGUACCUAGGUAAAGUUUUGUGCGCAUACACAUUUUAUUUUACUGAACGAAACACUGUUUAAAAAUGUGUAUGUGUGUGCAAUAUUAGUUGUUACGAUUUUAUUAAAUUUAAGGUUAUAUCAUCUUCAACCGGUUAAAUCCGGUUCUUCACUUACAUUUCUUUGUUAAUUGUAGUUAUUUCGAUUAGUUAGUGUAAUCACAUCUUUUGUAUUACUUAGUUGUUAAAUGAUAACGGGAUAAGCCCACGCGUUUGAACAUGGUCGUAUACUAUGACGUCACUAAAAUGGCGGUUGUCCUAUUCUCAAAGAGCUGGGGUUAUAUAAACGCGCACGUGGAUUCAGGUGACGAAUUAGUGACAUGAUGCAUUUAUUUGAUGUUAAUUUAUAUUAAUGGUAGCUACAAUAAAUGCUCGUGCAUUCUUCACUUCACUAGGCUAUUUAUAAUUUAAUUUGUAUAAAACUUGUUUAUCGUACCUAUUGUAAUGUGGAACGACAUAUUAAUUUACUGGAGGAAGUUUAUUAGGCUCACACUGUUGUCGUAAUUGUCUGGUCUUCAGUAAAUUAAUUUACAGCGUCGUUUGGCUGCUACGUAACUGAAGUAUUUCCAAGAUCUGAUCUACCUUUCUGCAUGUUUUGUCUUACAUUCACACUGUAUCGUAAAUACAGCAGUAUUUUAGCUCAUUGAUAUACUCAUCUUUAAUUGUAAAUAGUUUCCCAAACACUUCAAUUAUUCUCGAUUGGUCUCUCACACAUCUUUGCCUUCUUAAAUUUAAAUGCGUCUAGUCCAAACAAAAGGAUAUUUAGUUGUGAAUUAGGUGAAAGCUCGAAAUGUGCGCCAUAUCCAAGUCUGGUGAAGCUAAAUAUUGGUCAAGCAAGCUAUUCAGUGCUGUGUUGUGCUCAAGCUGUUAGGACCAGUCGUAGGUGUUCAGUUACACGUCCAAACAAUGUGAUUAGGCAAACAUGCGUGAAACAGAGACCUGAUUAUGACGAAUAAGGCGCCGUUUGAAUCGGCGAUAUAAUAUCAAUUAUCUAAUGAUAAGGGUAUCACGUCCCCCACAAGCCGUAAACGGUUUAUUUGUUCCAUAUUCCGGUUAGAGUUGGCAAGUGGCGACGAGGGUUCUUUUUCCCCAGAAUCGUGAAAAUAUCGCUUCGAACAUAUCCUCUUUGUCACAAAUAGUCCAAGUCGUUAGAUAUAUUUACACUAUAAAAUUGUAUCGUAAUUAUACAUCACGUAUGGAUUAAAAUUAACAUAAAACUAGAGCUUAGUAAGAAGAAAUUAAAAAAAAAUAAUAGUUUUCUCUAAAUCGUAAGGUAUAAGGAUAUGUAGAGUUUUGUUCUGGUAUCGUGUUAGUCGGCAACGGUAAGCAGUAAGUAUAGGUCGGUAUAGAUAAUGUUAGGUGACCAGGGUGAGGUGAUAUUUUGCGCAUUUUUGAAUGUAUUUUACUCAAGCGGUACAGAGGCAACGCUGUGCCUGAUGAAAUGAACUGCAAACGAGUGGCGAGGGUUCGGUUCUGUUUGACGCGAUCGCGGCCGGAGGAACACGUACCUAUUUAUAAUUAUUAUAAUCAAUUGUUAAGGUAAAGAGAUUACAUAUCUAACUAUACUCAUCGAAGAACGCUACACACUUACCAUUCGACACUUCAAGCCAGAUUGUUUUAAAACUACCCGCAAAUUAAACUUAUUUGAUAUUUCGCUUGCGCUCAAACUAUAGGUCGGUGUGUAUCGUUCACGGGCCUAAAACUAUCCUCAAUAAACUGGUAUUGACUAAUAGAUAAUCUAUAGGAAUCUAUGUGUUUAGAAAAGUAUUUUAAAAUAUUUAGGAUAAUUAUAUAUCGCUAAGGUAAUAAAAAGUUAUUAAUUAAAUCAGUGUUUAGAAUGAGAUGCCAAAUUUAAAGUCAAUACACAUUAUUUUAGGUAAAUCGUAAAUUAAUUAACUAAUCUUAACAUUUAUUAAAGAGUUGAUGAAAAAUGUUACAGUUGAAUUAUAUUUGAGAGUUUUAUUAAGCGCAGUGUAUGCAAUUUAUUCAUUGUAAGUGAAAAUUGUUUCAAUUUGUUGGUUAAAGUUAUGCGUUGAGAAAACAAUGUGAAUGUUGGUUUUCAUGUAUCUUUCAAUAAACAUUUUGUCUUCGGAUUCCCGCUUUUAUCCUAAUUCGUUGUAUUUGAACUAUUUUAUCUUUUCUUAGACGUUUAUUGCUUGUUUAACAUAAUUCUUAAGUCAUAUCUCUCCAUAUCAACUUUAUACAACUCGCUUUUGUCUUCUUAAUAUAACUUUAAGCUUACGGUUAUCUAUCAUAUUAUGUAACAACAUAAUUCAACAUAUCAAUAGUAACUUUGGGUAAGGCGCAUCUAUUUUGUGUUUUUCGAAACAUUUUUUUCUUUUGUUGUUUAACCUUAGUAUAAGUUUCGAUGUAUUUCAAACGUCGAUCUAUUUUCUUAUUUUAUUUAGAUUAAGCUCUCAUGUGUUUAAUUUCAUUCUAUUUUUUUCCUUUAUUAAAAUAUUAUCAUUAUAAUAUGCUUUUUUUCUUUAUUUUUCCUUAUCCAACCCACUUACAAUAAGCGAUGCCAAACCGUAUGCCUUGUACUAUUUAUAACUUAAUGAAUAUCUCGAUACAUUUCAAUAUCAAUAUUUUUGUGUAUCUCUAAAUAAUUAACUGACUUUUAAUAUUUUUCUGAAAAGGUUCAAAUAUGUAUAUAAACAUAAAAAUUUGAAUGGGAUCAAUAUAAUGGAAGGAUGCAUUCUAUUACAUCCUACUCUAGGCAUACUCAGACAUUAGAUGUAACUAUCCUGUCAUGCUAACGUUUCAAUAGUAAGAAAUUCUUCGUGUUUGCCCUUCGUUGAUUCUAACUUACAACUCGAAUGAAUUUAUAAUGAUUACAGGUUGUUAAGUAAAUGUGAAGGGAGUAAGGGACUGUUUUGCUAAUCAAUAAUGCGUUGUAUAUUAUCAAAUGGAGUUAGCACAGGGUAUAUAUUUAUAUGAUCAUCCCUGCUCAGGAUGGUUAGUCCGUGCCACGUCCCUUAUUCCGAAUGUGUUGAAAGAACUGAAUCAUUUCAUAUUGAAACGUUGAAUUAGACAUGUUUAACUAUAACUGCCAGUUGAUAGGUUGUUUGUUUGUACAUCUGUUAUAUUUUUUAAGCAACACGAGGCACUCUACUGCGUUCUGAUCAAUUUGAGAAAUCUAGAAAUUGGCAGUUAUUUGUGUUGAUUAUUCCAGUGUAAAUACUAUAUACACUACUUUAUAAACAAAAUAUUCUAGUAUUUAUUACAGAUUUAACUACAUAAUCAUUACUUUAAGAUUUAUUAGAUAAAUAAUCCUACUCAGACAGUAGUUGUUCUAGUAAUUAAUUAGAUGAAAAUUUAAAAAUAACCUCGUAGAUAAUUAUGUACUACCCACAUUUCUUUUUAGAAUCGGUUCAUUCGUUUAUUAUUAAAAUGGUGUGCAAAUUAAAGGGUUGUGUGUAAAGUUAACAUAGUUUAAUAGAUGUAUACAAACAGUCUGUGUGCCGAGAUGUUAUGUCACCAUUUUAUGUAAAGCACAUCUGUUUAUUUUAUCUGUGAAUAAAAUAUUUGACGAAA